Molecule: messenger RNA, 1703 nt
Organism: Mytilus californianus (California mussel)
Lineage: Eukaryota; Metazoa; Mollusca; Bivalvia; Mytilida; Mytilidae
Product: zinc finger protein 271-like
Exons: 4
Coding region: 25-825 (266 amino acids)
Cellular component (GO): nucleus
Source: RefSeq, a predicted model, not a curated record
AUAUAUAUAUAUAUAAGUGAAACAAUGCCACGUUCGUUCAUGGUAAAGCACGUGAAAAGGCGUUAUGUAAAGAGUAGACCAAAAGCUUCGACAUCAGAACUAUCUACGACAGAAAAAAAAUCAACCACAGAUUACAAAGAGAAACAAGAAAAUCUACAGGAAAACUAUCAUGGACUUACUUCAACCUCAACCCCAGCUGAGGAUAUGAAACGCAUGAAAACUUUUUAUGACCGAUACCAACCAUUAUUCGACAGAUCUGCACCGAUAAGAGAAGAUACUCUGAAUUCUGUUUAUUACAAUGGAUACAGGUAUCUGGAAAGAGAUCACAAACUUCUUAGAUACAACUGUGAUUGUUUUGAUUGCAAGCCUUGGCUGAAACCAUACUUUUCACGGAAUGACGAUUUGUUGGAUCAUCAAAACAUCUCACCAUCAAGUAAUGGGUCAUUCAGCGAAAAGAAGGAUCGUGAAUUGAAUGACAACGGUUCACCCCAAAGGGCAUUUCGAUGUAAAGAAUGCGGAAAGGGUUUUAAAAGAUCAUCGACGUUAAAUACACAUAUGCUGAUCCACAGUGACACGCGACCAUACCCUUGCAAUUUUUGUGGAAAAAGGUUUCAUCAGAAGUCUGACAUGAAAAAGCACACGUACAUACACACAGGAGAAAAACCGCACAAAUGUCUGGUAUGCGGUAAAGCCUUCAGCCAGUCUUCUAACUUAAUCACCCACACCAGGAAACAUACAGGAUUUAAACCAUUUACAUGUGAUAGAUGUGGACGAUCAUUCCAAAGAAAAGUUGACCUGAGACGUCAUCAUGAAACAACUCAUUAAAUGUUAUUAUACUGGAGGGAAAUAUAUGGGUUAAUUAUGGAAUUUGAUUGGUUGCCUUGACAGGGUAUAUGAGCCCAUAUACCAUGUGAACAAAAAUGAAGAUCAGAAUAGUAUAUAACUUUGAAAGCAGGACACUCCAGUAUAAUAUUAUUGUUAUUCGGUCUUCACAGGGGAUAUAGGCUCAUAUUCCCUGUCAGGCCCUAUAUCCUCUUCGCCUAUCGGCACAGGAGAUAUAAAACAAUAACAGGGAUUAUGAACCUACAUUCCAAAUAAAGACCCCGAAUAACAUACAAUGUAAAUCAUCUGAUUUCAGAUUUAUGGUACGUUAGUUAUCACGAGAUUUAAAAAUCGUAUUUACUCAGUCGUCUAAAUUCAAAUGUCUUAGUAUGAACAUCAUUAUUUCAUCAUGCAACCUUUUUGACUUAGUGAAAAAGUCGAUGUCUUUAGAAUUGUGCACCUUAAAUGGAAAGGAGUAUCAAAAUAUUCCGUUACUAAAUUUCUACAUUUUCAACAUUAGUGAUUUUUAAAGAACAGCGAUUAAACGUUCUCUUAUAUUAGUAACUCUGAAGAAAAUUACGCUACUGAUGUAUCAUAACAUUAACAUUGAGAUAUGAAAAAGUAAAAUAACAAAAAUACUGAACUCCAAGAAAAAAUCAAAAUGGAAAGUCCAUUGGCAAUAUCUAAUGUAACGAAUGUCAAGUCAUGCAUUACCACAACAUUAUGCAUUCGGCCAAUGCAUUCGUGUAAAUAAAAUCAAGUUAAGCCUCCGAUUUGGAACUUUCUAAUAAAGUGAAAAUUUAUUUCUUCUUCCAGGUAACCUGUAUAACGACUCAGGUGUAUUGUCGCAGGUUUUUUUUCUGCUUAGUCUAAUAUUUCUA